Messenger RNA from Daphnia magna, 5101 nucleotides. RefSeq names its product serine/threonine-protein kinase 10 (gene Slik). Gene Ontology annotation, biological process: protein phosphorylation. Lineage: Eukaryota; Metazoa; Arthropoda; Branchiopoda; Diplostraca; Daphniidae. The coding region runs from base 451 to 4290 and encodes 1279 amino acids. The transcript has 7 exons. Gene Ontology annotation, molecular function: ATP binding; protein serine/threonine kinase activity. The record is from RefSeq and is a predicted model, not a curated record.
GUAUUGCAGUGACGUCACGAAAAGACUGGUUCAAAAUGGCGGAUGAGUGUUUUGGCCCGUACGUGUCAGAAAUUAUGCCUUAGGUCUGCGUCUUUUAUUCACCACCCGCAUAGCCUUCCACAUUUUGUACUUGUUCGGUGCGGCUACCAAUCGAUGCAAGCUCUUUUUUCGAUGUGAAUAGGUUGGUGACAGUGAAUGUAAUUGCAAAUAGUUGUUUUGUCUUGAGCUUGGUUUGGAAGCUAUAUAUCGCGUCGGGGUACGUUUUGGGCGAAGCCGGACGUGACUCGCAGCGAUAAGGUGUGGUGGGAGAUUUUCUACUUCCGUACUUUACAAAUCCAAUUAAUUUGUGGCAUUUGCGUAGUGAUUGGAGUGUUAACUGAGUUUUCCUGAUGUGUUGACUACAUACUCCCUGCAUUCCAUCUUCAACCUCCUGCAUGGGCUAGGUGAAAAAUGUCACUCUUCAAUUUUGGAAGAAAGGUCAAAAAGGUCCUCCACAUUGGUGGAACUGGUGGGGAGGCCAAGAAAAAGAGAUUCUACAACAACAUAAAAAUCAACAUCAAUCCUGAAGAGAUUUGGGAGAUUGUCAACGAGCUUGGAGAUGGUGCUUUUGGAAAAGUGUACAAGGCUCUGCAUCGGGAGAAGAAAAUUUACGCCGCAGCUAAAAUCUGCAAGUUAGAGGGGGAAAACGACCUCAAUGAUUUCAUGGUGGAAAUUGACAUCCUGACAGAAUGCAGCCACUUCAAUGUUGUCGGCAUGCAUGAAGCAUACUAUUGGGAUGGCAAACUGUGGAUGCUGAUAGAAUAUUGUGAUGGAGGAGCUCUGGAUUCUAUCAUGGUGGAUCUUGACAAACCAUUGACCGAGCCCCAAAUUGCCUAUGUUUGCCAGCAUAUGGUCAGAGGACUAGAAUACCUUCACAAGAUGCACAUCAUUCACCGAGAUUUAAAGGCUGGCAAUGUUUUGCUGACCAUUGAUGGUGGAGUCAAGUUGGCUGAUUUUGGUGUUUCUGCCAAGAACAAACACACCCUACAGAAACAUGACACAUUCAUUGGCACUCCCUAUUGGAUGGCACCUGAAGUGGUAUCUUGCGAAACAUUCCGUGAUAACCCGUACGACUAUAAAGUGGAUAUCUGGUCCUUAGGUGUUACUUUAAUUGAAUUGGCACAAAUGGAACCGCCUAAUCACGACCUUACUCCAAUGAGAGUGCUUCUAAAAAUUCAAAAAUCUGAUCCACCCCGCCUUGAUUGUCCGUCUCGAUGGUCAAGAGAGUUUAACGACUUCUUAUCCAAGUGUCUGGUGAAAGACCCUACCCAAAGGCCUACAGCUACCGAAUUGCUUCGACACCCGUUCAUUGCGUGCACUCUAGAUUCAAAGAACAUCAAAGAUCUGCUGAUUGAAUACAAGGCUGAAGUAGUCGAAGAAGAGGACGUUGAUGUUGAUGAUACGCAUGCAACGGAAUCCAACGAUGGUGAUACAAUUUCAGUACUAAGUGAGGCCGACAGCCGUAAAACAUCAGUGGUCACUCCUGAUGGGCCUCCUAAAAAGCAUUUAAAAGGCCCAGCACCACCACCGCCAGUCUUCCAGUCGCCGGAACCCGUACCACCGCCAGUAACAAGCCCAACCAAAGGGCCUUCCACACCAGUGUCUGAGCCUACACCACCAAUACCUGAGCCUACGUCUUCAAACAAUGAUAGUGUCACCCCGAAACCCUCUACGCCUCCUCCCAGCGUUACGGUUACAGUAACUAGUCCAGCCGUUCAGGUCAGCCCUGACGCCAAACCGACAGCGACGUUACGACAAACUGAACAAUUGAGCAUCAAUUUUGAUGGCUGUGAAUCGUCGACGGAUGAUUCACUACCGUUUGAAACCCAGCCACCACCUGUUGAACGUUUCGUAAGUGUCGUAAGUGUCGUUAACGUUACGGAAGACAAACAAGAAACGGACGAGGAAAGUCAAAUAAUUGGCCAGAAACUCGACGAGUCUGAGGUGCUCAUCCUCAACACUUCCAGCGUCGUGUCGAACGGUGUAGGACUCGAAACUGAGUCGAAGAAUGAAGACAACGAAACCCCCCAAAAAGUGAAGCCGGACGAACCGGAACAACAACAGCAAAGCAACGAAGCAACGGACGAACAAGACGGCCGACAAAAUAACAAUGCCGUUUUGGAAUCACGUAGCGAUGUCAGUUGUAAUUUGUCUCAGGUAUCCAGCCUUUCUCGUUCCAGUUCGGGCAGCGAAAGAAGCAGUUUGUCGGAAAGUCGAGAUUCGUCCGUAAUUCACACUUCCAUUAUUGUCGAAGGCAUCACACAAGAAGCAACAGACGACGACUCUUUUGUCCCGUCUGAUGUUGUCCCUUCUUCAGAGAUAGUUCCUCCAUUGCCGGCCAAAGAACGAUCCCGAUCACCGAGUCCACCAAUUGAAAAAGAAGUCCCAGUCAAGAAGGAAGCGGAAGUAGAUGAAGAAGAAAACGUGGAACCGAUCAUGAGUCCGAAUCGGAAAGAGAAAGCCGACCCGACUGGAGAUUCUGGUACAGGCACGGGAGGUACUAGUAUUCCUAGCACGCCUGAUUCCGUCUUCCUUGAACGGACCCUGGAUCGUUCCGAUAUUGAAAGCACAUCUGGAACGGGCACGACGGGAAGUCGCAGUAGCCGCAAAAGUGACUCUGUCAUUGAUGUAGAAGACAACGAAGUGGUACUACGCAGUAAGCCGGCCUCAGGGCGUAGCUUGAGCACAGUCAGUAACGGGACGACGGUCAAUUCCGAAAUAGAACCAUUGGAAUCCGAGCAGUUACCAGCCCGGCGCACACCUCGAACUAAAGAAGAAAUUGAAUUGAGUAAUCUAAAGAAAAAGACCCGCAAACGAACCCGUCGUUUCGAAGUUGACGGUGUCGUUGUUACGACGACCACCAGCAAGGUGUUUUACGCCGACGAAAAUGACGGCAGGAUCUACGAUGAGCACCUACUGCGAAAGCAGGAAUUGCGUGAAUUGAAGAUGCUUCAAAAGGCCGAACAGAAGCAAUUUCAAGACUUGACCAUCAAAGCUCAAGUGGCCCGUGAUCAACAAGAGCGACGCUUCGAUCAGGAAACGACCAGCUUAUUGCGAGGAUACGACACGGAGUUGGAGACGAUGACCCGGUCACAGAAACAGCAAGUGGAACGUGCCGAACAACAGCAAGAUUCGGAUCUUCGCAUCGCCUCUAAAAAAAUCCGCUGCGAGCAGGAACGCGAAUUAAAACUAUUUCGCGAAGGAUUGAAACAAGAAGUCAGGCUAUUGAAGCAAGAGUCGGAUCUAUUGCCGAAAGACCAGCGCAAGACGGCCUUCCGUAUUAAGCGCCAGCAGCAGGAGGUGGAACAGUCGGACAGGGAACGGUGUUUUCUCGACAGUUUAAAUCAAAGCCACGAAACGUCGUUACGUCGGCUGAGUGACGGCCACCGCGAGAAAAUCGCUCUACUGGAACGGCAGUUCUUGCAGCAAAAACAGCAGCUGCUCCGUUCCCGCGAGUCAGCUGUGUGGGAAUUGGAGGAAAGGCAGUUGCACGAACGUCAUCAACUAGCCAGAAGACAACUAAAAGAAAUCUUUUUCCUCCAGCGACACCAAAUGCUUGUCCGCCACGAGAAAGAACUGGAACAAAUCCGCCGAUUCCAAACCCGCAAAGAGGAGGAUCUGUUGAAGAGACAGGCGAUUGAGCGACGGGCUCUACCCAAGCGGAUCCGAGUAGAAAUGAAAGCCCGUGAAAUGAUGUUUAGAGAAUCGAUGCGCAUAUCAGUCAAUACCGCUAGUUUACCUAGCGGAUUGGCUAGCCUGGCUGGUGCCUUAAACUUCCCUGAAACUCCGGACAACGAGCGCGACAAGUUGCGCAAAUUCCAGGAACAAGAGAAGAAACGCUACAAAGCUGAGGAGCAACGCUGCGAAUUGAAACAUCGUCGGCAAUUGGAAGAACAUCGAGCCGCAGCUGAUUCAGCCGUCAAAGAGCUGGAACAACUUCAAAACGAGAAACGCAAAAUGCUGAUGGAACACGAAACGAUGAAACUCAAAUCACAAGAUGACGAGUACCAGUCAGAGCUGCGUGAAUGGAGGGCCAAGUUGAAACCUCGCAAGCAGAAAUUGGAAGACGAUUUUGCUUUGCAAUUGGAAGAUCAAGAAAAAUUCUACGGUCAUUAUCUGGCUCAAGCGAUACCACCAUUGUCUUCGCACGAGCUGACACCUGAUACGGAAUCCUCACAUCAUUCUCGCAGGCAUAGCUCUCAGCGGAGCACGAGCUCUAGUGUUUCUUCCGUCUCUGCCGACGGCUCAUAAGUUAUCAAAGCUUCAGAUUCGUUUAUUCAUCUUCCCCUUUUAUCCCGAGAUGCGUAGAACUGUGUUGUGUCAAUGACAGUUUUUGCCGACCCCAUUUAAAAAGCCAUUUUUUUUUUCUCUAUCUAUUUUUUCAUGUUUUUUUUUAAGAUUUAAUUUAAAAAGAAAACUUUCAGCUCAACCAUUCAUCACCCUCUCCUUCUAUUCACUAUAAUUUACAGAUGAAAUAAUAACAAUUCUAAAGGGUGUGACUUUUUGAUUCCUAGUUUCGUGGGAAAGAGGGGCUCUGCUCUAUCGAAACCCUCACAACAAACGACACAUGCAAUAAAUAAUGACCUAGUUAUCGUACUAACACAGUUUUGCUCUUGUCUUUUGCAUUUCGGGUCGAUCCACGAGGAAAGUUUACUUUGCGAUUCGUGAAACAAAAAUGAGUUAUCGCGUUUUUGGGUCCGUGACACUUGGACGAUCGAGAGUCAUACAAUCAAGGUUUCAAAGUUGAACUGGAUUUUUUUUUUCUUUGUGUUUAUUAUAUUUAAAGAAAAAAAAACAAAAAAAAAGUUCUUUUUUGUCUAUUAAAAAUAUGUUUCCCUUUAUUUUGUCCCCUCCCCUGAAGUGAACGUGCAUGGCUUAGGAAUUAUUACUUGUUUUACCUGUCUACCUUUUUCCAGGGCUCACUAAUAUAAUAACUUGCUUUUGUCCUAUUACCAUUUCCCCUGCUCUCCAUGCCGAUUCCUCUUAUCUUCGUCCGUGUGCCUUUUUCUAUUGUACAGUAGGAUAUGUCGACGCUCUACCAUAUUAAACGGCUUUCAGUCUA